Pygocentrus nattereri (red-bellied piranha) is the source of this 1614-nucleotide messenger RNA. Its product is annotated as polymeric immunoglobulin receptor-like. NCBI's taxonomy places the organism in Eukaryota, Metazoa, Chordata, Actinopteri, Characiformes, Serrasalmidae. The coding region runs from base 140 to 997 and encodes 285 amino acids. The record is from RefSeq and is a predicted model, not a curated record. The transcript is spliced from 6 exons.
UCAUUUGCAGUGCAGAAAGAGACUAAGAAUAUAUUUAAGUCUAUGUGUAUGUAACUGGAUAGCUUGUAUAGUUUGGUAUUUUUGCGUCUAGCUCACCUGAGAAGAACUUUGAGGUGAAGAAACUGAUGUGCUUGGAAGAAUGAGUUCACUUCUAGGGAUUCUGGUGCUUUUCCAAGUCUUGACCUAUGUGACAAUGACGGACAAAACAAAAGAUAUUUACAUUGGAGCAGAAGGAAGCACUGUGGAAAUUUACUGUUAUUAUCCUGAAGGAUACCAAGAUUACAUCAAGUACUUUUGCCGCGACCCUUGUACUUACAAUGAUGUUUUAACUCAAUCUGAUAGCUCUGAUACUGUCAUCUCAGGAGGAAGAUUCACUGUACAGGACAAAGUUUCCGAACUGAGCUUUGUAAUCAUCAUCAGAAACCUCCAAAGAGAAGACUCUGGAGUUUAUUACUGUGGAGUAGAAAAAAGAGGUUAUGACAUAAUGAGUAAGGUAAAGGUGUUCGUCAGUGGAGAUGAAUCUUUGCCCUAUGUGGCAAUGGACGACAAAUCAGAGUAUGCUUACAUUGGAGCAGAAGGAAGCACUGUGGAAAUUUACUGUUAUUAUCCUGAAGGAUACCAAGAUUACAUCAAGUACUUUUGCCGCGACCCUUGUACAUAUGAUGAUAUUUUAAUUAAAUCUGAGAUCUCUGAGACUGUCAUCUCAGAAGGAAGAUACACGUUACUGGACAAAGUAUCCGAACUGAACUUUGUUGUCAGCAUGACAAACCUCAUGGUAGAAGACUCUGGAGUUUACCAAUGUGGAGUGGAAAGAUCGGGUUAUGACAUACUGAAUAAAGUAGAGCUGGCCAUUAGCAGAGCACCACUCUUCUCCAUCUGCACAUCUACUCCAGCAUCCACCACACAGAGCAGCUCUAAACAGACGCACAGCACAUCAGGGACCAUAGCAACAAGUACAGUUACAGAAACAUCAUCUGUAUUCUGUCUUCGAGUGUGACCUGCCAAUAUUAUCCAUAGCAGCUUCUACUAGAUCAGAAGCUGAGCUGGUGAUGUCUGGGGUGCUGGUGGUGCUGUGCUCCAUGCUGACUGUCCUGCUCUUUCUGUAGCAAGAUCUCUCAAUAAGGAGAUGCCUGCACCAGAACAACGUGAAUACACAUUUAAACCACUUAAAACAGUGUAGCAUAGCACCUUCAAUUCUAUUAUGUGAAAUCCUUCAAGACCUCAGCAGUGAGAUUCAAACAGUCAUCAAAGUAGAGGUUACUUACUUUGAGGUUUGAGGUUACUUACUUUUACUUACUAUAAAUGAAAACAGCACUUUUUUGUAAUGUAUAAAUGCUGCAUAUUAUAUUUUCAAUAAUGCUUUGUUUGGAAAUACAUUUUGCUGCCAUUAGCUGGGAUGUCUGAUUUUCAGCGGCUCUGUACCACUUAAUGUCCAUAAAAUAUUACAAAGAAACAAAAGUGUUUAUACACAAUGUAUUUUAGAAGUGUACACACUCCCCAUCCAUAAGCAAUUAAACAAACAAACAAGUAGAUAAAUAAAUGAAACAAGGUGUUUUAGCUCAGUAGUGAAGCAAAAUCAUAUUUCUGGCAAAAUAACAACUAAAUGUUAAAUAU